This is a messenger RNA of Corylus avellana, 1158 nucleotides long. NCBI's taxonomy places the organism in Eukaryota, Viridiplantae, Streptophyta, Magnoliopsida, Fagales, Betulaceae. The record is from RefSeq and is a predicted model, not a curated record.
AUGAUGAUGAUGGCCAACGAAUUGCCUGAAGACUUGGUGACGCUGAUUCUGAUAUGGCUUCCGGUCGUCUCUCUCUUGCGUUUCAAAUGCGUCUGCAAAUCCUGGUACGCUCUCAUCACACACCAGAACUUCGUAAGAAAACACCUCCUACACAACAACAACAGCAACACCCACCUUCUCCUUAAAACGUUCAACAAAACGAUGGAAGAUUAUGUUGUAUCCAUGAUUUCUUAUGAAGAACUCCAAAUAUCCCUUACACAACCUCUACCUCCACCGUUUUUUGGGAACAGCCACAAGUUUCGUAUUUCUGUGGUGGGUUCUUGCAAUGGUCUCGUUUGUCUCCACGCUUACAAUACAUUGAAUGUUGUUAUAUGGAACCCUACAACUAAAGAAACAAAGGUUGUCCCCAAAUCAAACCUGCCCCGCUUCGCCCCCGCUGGCUAUCGCACCCGUAUUCAAGGUAUGGGAUUUGGUUUUGAUGCCAAAACUAAUGACUACAAGAUAAUCAACUUUGUUAGUAUGUAUGAACCCAAUUUCGACGACUAUUUUUCACAAGACGUUAAAGACAUCAUAUUCCAAAAAGAGGUAUACAGCUUGAGCACCAAUUCUUGGAGAAAAGUUGAUGGACCCCCGUGUUUUAUUUUCGAAGGUGUUGCAUGUCCAACAUACAUCAAUGGGAUGGCUUCUUGGCUAGCAUAUGAUAAAGCUCGUCUGUAUAACUUAUUUGUUUUGUCAUUUGACAUGAGCGAUGAGGUAUUCCUAAAAACACCACAUCCAGAUAAUGUACUUAAGGGGGUUGACCUUUUCGUGUUGAAUGAAUCGAUUGCCAUGAGUAUUGCUACAAUGGGUGACAAAUGCAUGGGGCUUCAAUUUGAUAUAUGGUUGUUGCUUAAAGUUGGUGUUAAGGACUCCUGGACUAGGCUUUUCCCUAUUAGACCGUCUGCAUUUAUUCACCGACCAUUAGGAUUUUGGAAGAAUGACACCAUGAUCUUGAGUAAAAUUGAUGACGGGCAACUGCUCUUGUAUGACCCUUCUACCGAACAAACGACUAAUCUCCAAAUUCAUGGAGACGAUGACUCGAUGCAGUUGGUUACUUACAUGGAGACCCUAGUUUCUGUCAAGGGCGGAAAUGAAUUUGAAGAGCAGGGCAAUUGUUGA